AAAUAAUGGACUUUCCUAAAAUAAUAAAGGGUGUUAACUUCUUUGGAGCAAUCCAACGGCCUAAACUAAGUACAAUAUUGGUCUGAAUUCUUAUAUUUAUUGGAAUCUGACAAUGUCGGAGACAACUUACAGCAACACAAUGAAAAUCAUGUUUAUCAGCGCAGAAUAAAUAAGUGGUGAACCCAAAGAGUUGAUUUUGACAAUUCACGGUGAUGUGAAAAUGAUGAUGAAAGUGAAUUAUGUGAAGGGACUGGCUUUUACCUCUGCUCUUCAAAUAUUGCCAAUUCCACGGCUGAUGAAGCCUUUUCUUCAGAGUUUUCAUCAAAUGCUAGGUCAUUUCUUUGCCCAACUGAUACAGCAGCAUGUGGCAGCCAGCUUCAAAAUAUUUCUGGGUUAGACCAGGAGGGCUAUUUCACCUCUAAUGAAAUCCCAAACUCGACAGUAUGAUGGUACAAAAUUGAGAUUCCUUUCAAUAAAGUGAAUACUCUCCAGGUUAACUUACACACUGCGAACAACUGUUACCUUGAGGUGUAUCGAUCCACUGAGGUUGGUAACUACACUCUUGAAGGAGAGAUUUAUGAGGGUGAGGAAGAAGAAAUUUGGAUAGGAUAUAUAGCAACUGCGUAUAUCCUUGUAGUUCCACUAUCUUCAGAUAGCUCGCAAGUUUCAUUUACCACAAAAGGUACCGAAGUUAUCAGCUCUGUUGAAACUACUACAUUGUGGAUUAUACUAGUCGCUCUAUUUGUCUCUAUCGUUGCAAUUGGUUUAAUAUCAUUUUCUGUGAUGAAAUAUAUAAGAAAUUGUGACCAGAGGAGGAUACCUGAGCAAGACCAAGAAGCAAGACAGCAAGUUUAUAUGGAUAAUGACAAUUCUUCAACGGUUUAUCCGAAUAAUAGGAAACAACAAGAAGGCAGGGAGGAUAUCUCAGCAAGGAACCAGAAGAAAAUUAUAGAAGGUCAUAUGAGAAGAGCCCAGGUUAAUCAGAAAUCUAUGAUUCGGUUAAAUAACAGUGAGGCUGGUGUACAAAGUCAACAGAUGCCUUAGUGUUUCCUGUAAAAAUCUAUUUACAUCUUAACAGGUGUAAAAAGCUUCUUUUAGCUAAUCGUAUAUACAAACCUCUAGCUAAAAGAAGUAAAGUAACUUAAGCUUUCUAUAACCACUCUUGGACUUAUUUUCUCCCAUUUGU
Molecule: messenger RNA, 1186 nt
Organism: Moneuplotes crassus
Lineage: Eukaryota; Ciliophora; Spirotrichea; Euplotida; Euplotidae
Source: the annotation of a GenBank genome assembly